Hordeum vulgare subsp. vulgare (domesticated barley) is the source of this 2630-nucleotide messenger RNA. RefSeq names its product probable L-type lectin-domain containing receptor kinase S.5. The coding region runs from base 395 to 2494 and encodes 699 amino acids. Gene Ontology annotation, cellular component: plasma membrane. The transcript has a single exon. The record is from RefSeq and is a predicted model, not a curated record. Gene Ontology annotation, molecular function: carbohydrate binding; ATP binding; protein kinase activity. NCBI's taxonomy places the organism in Eukaryota, Viridiplantae, Streptophyta, Magnoliopsida, Poales, Poaceae. Gene Ontology annotation, biological process: protein phosphorylation.
CUUAUGAACCAAACAGGACAGCUAGUGACCCACAUUGUAAAUUUCCGUCAAGCUUCCACUUCUACUUGCUUGGUUAACAAGACGACGCUCCAUUAUUCAUCGAGCAUGCGUGCAGCUCCGCUCCGCUCCAUCAUCGCAAGUCAAAGUCUCAUUCGGCGCCGGUCGUCGAAUCCCCGGACUUCUCUCGUUCACACCGUCCGGCAGCAUUGUCACUGUCGCUGUGUACGGCAUACAUCCUCCCUCAACCCUCAUGGACAGCCAUGGCUGACAUGACAACGCUAGUACCACAUUUCCUCCGCAAGCAAUUCCUCAACCCCAGUCGAACCCCUUCAGCCCAUGCGACCACCACGCACCUCGUCUUCCAUCCCAUCCUCUGUUGCAGAGACGACUAGCCAUGACCGAUCGCAGCUUGACCCUGCAGCUGGCCUGUGCGGCCAUCCUCCUCCUCAUCCUGUGCGGCAGCGGCAGCUCGUUGCAGUUCGCGUACCAGAGCUUCGACGCGGCCAGCGAGGCCGACUUCAGCUUCACCCCGGGCGCCACCAUCUCCAACAGUUCCCUGCAGAUCACGCCCGACGCCGGCGACAUGACCCGCCGGUCCGGGAGGGUCAUGUACGCCAGGGAGACCCUCAAGCUCUGGAAAAACAGCGACCGCACCGCGCUCACCUCCUUCCGGACGGAGUUUGUGCUCAACAUCCUCCCCCGGAACGGCACCGGCGAAGGCAUGGCCUUCAUCCUCACCAACAACCCGGCCCUGCCCAGUGACAGCAGCGGCCAGUGGCUGGGUAUGACCAACAACCGGAGCGAUGGCGCGGCGGCGAACCGGGUCGUCGCGCUCGAGUUCGACACGCGGAGGAGCUUCGACGCCGACGUGGACGGCAACCACGUCGGGCUCGACCUCAACAGUGUGCGGUCCGUCGGGCAGAUGCCGCUCAGCAACUACUCCAUCGUCCUCUCCAGCGGGGCCGACGUCGAGGUCACGUUCGCGUACGACGGCAAAAUGAUGAGCGUCGUCGUGGUGCAGCAGGGCUUGAUGUUCACCUACGCCUGGUACACCGACCUGUCGCGGUAUCUCCUGGACAACAUCUCCGUCGGUUUCGCGGCUUCCACCGGCGAGUUCGCCCAGCUGAACCAGGUCAAGUCCUGGAACUUCACCACGGUCGACGACGCGAUCGUCGGAGGCGACGGUGGGUAUCGCUUGAGGCGCCAGAAGAUAUUUCUCGCCGUGCUGGUCCCGCUCACCGUCGGCGUGCUGCUCAUGGCGUUGUUCGUGUGGAGGAGGCUGACGCGGCAGACGAGGCUGGCGUACCGCAACCUCGAGAAGAUGAUCGACGCCCAUGGCCCCGUCAGGUUUAAGCUCAGGGAGCUCAGGAACGCCACCGGGGACUUCAGCGACGGCCGUAAGCUCGGCCGAGGCGGCUCCGGCACCGUUUACCUCGGGUACCUGAGGAGGAUGGGCAUGGAGGUGGCCGUGAAGCGGGUGUCCACGAAUGUCAACUCCAACCGCGGCGAGAAGGAGUUCGUGGCGGAGGUGAACACCAUCAGCAAGCUCUCGCACCGGAACCUCGUGAAGCUCAUCGGCUGGUGCCACAAGAAGGGCGAGCUGCUGCUCGUCUACGAGUACUUCCCCAUGGGUAGCCUUGACAAGCUCCUCUACGCCAGAGAAAGGACCAUGGCGUCGGCGUCGUCCAUGUCGGCGUCGACGGACGCCCCGGAGCUCACGUGGGAGCGGCGGUACAAGAUAAUCCGCGGCGUGGCGUCGGCGCUGGACUACCUGCACCACGGGAGCAGCAGGCGGAUCCUGCACAGGGACGUCAAGGCCAGCAACGUGAUGCUGGACGAGGAGUACAACGCGCGGCUGGGGGACUUCGGCCUCGCCCGCGUCGUCCAGCACGACGGCGCCACGCACCACUCCACGCAGGUGGUGGCCGGCACCCGCGGCUACAUGGCGUACGAGAGCUUCUUCACCGGCCGCGCCAGCCUCGACACAGACGUGUACUCCUUCGGGGUCUUCGUCAUGGAGGUGGUCAGCGGGAGGAGCCCCAGCAACGCCGUGCAGUACCGGUACAUCCACGACGGUGACCACCGUGGCGAGGAGGAGUACUGGAGAGGCGGGCGAGGGCGACACCCCACGCCGAUGCACAUCGUGGACUGGAUGUGGAGGCUCUACGGCGAGGGGAAGGCGCUGCACGCCGCCGACCCGUUGCUAGGCGGCGAGUUCGAGCAGGCGCAGGUGGGCUGCGCGGUGAGGCUGGCGUUGGCGUGCUGCCACCCGAACCCGAGGGAGAGGCCGUCCAUGAGGACUGCCGUGCAGGUGCUGAUCGACGGAGCCGCGGCGCCGGAGCCCCCGCUGAACAAGCCUGCGUUUGUUUGGCCUCCGGGUGGCAAUCGGCAGGAGAUGGAUCUGCCGGACGUCGGGCUGCUGUUCACGGGGGACGCUGGGGCUGGGCAGCACAGUAGUUUCUGCUCCAUGAGCUGUUCCAUCUCAGGGAGGUGACAGGUCUGGGGUUCAAUGUGGAAGAAGAUUACUGUUGCAGGAUUGAUGUCGUUCCUGUUUGUUGUCUUAGACGAUCAGAAUCAAAUGUACAUUGAUUUAUGAUUCUUGAGUCAAUUUCUAAAUUCUUUAUUUCUUA